AUGUCUUUAAUUCCAAUGAGAUCAGGCCCUUCAGCCGCACACAGAUCUCUACUAUUAGACAGUAUUAGACUUUAUUCAGUCCAGGUGACAGCAUACUGUUUAUCUCUGGACACUAGCUGGAAAGUCAGAAAUUUUCAAGGAAUUUACCCCAGACAGGAAUCGAGGAGCACUGAAGGACUGCGGGUGCUCAAGUCCUUUAGCCUCUGUCCCUGCCGUGGAGUUGGGGACGUGUGUGAUUCCAACCCAUGCAAAAAUGGUGGCAUCUGUCUGUCUGGGCUGAAUGAUGACUUCUACUCAUGCGAGUGUCCUGAAGGCUUCACAGACCCCAAUUGUUCUAGUGUUGUGGAGGUUGACUCAUUUGAAGAGGAACCAACUUCAGCAGGACCCUGCCUUCCUAACCCGUGUCAUAAUGGUGGGAUAUGUGAAAUCAGUGAAGCGUACCGAGGCGACACAUUCAUAGGAUAUGUUUGCAAAUGUCCAGAGGGAUUUAAUGGGAUUCACUGCCAGCACAAUGUAAAUGAAUGUGAAGCCGAACCCUGCAAGAAUGGUGGAAUCUGUACGGAUCUCGUUGCCAACUAUUCCUGUGAAUGCCCAGGUGAAUUUAUGGGAAGAAACUGCCAACAGAGAUGCUCUGGCCCACUAGGGAUAGAAGGAGGAAUUGUGUCAAACCAGCAAAUUACUGCGUCCUCCACUCAUCGAGCUCUUUUUGGACUCCAGAAAUGGUAUCCAUACUAUGCACGGCUUAAUAAGAAGGGUCUUGUGAAUGCUUGGACUGCUGCAGAAAAUGACAGAUGGCCAUGGAUUCAGAUAAACCUGCAGAAGAAGAUGCGAGUCACUGGAGUUAUAACUCAAGGUGCCAAGAGGAUUGGAAGUCCAGAAUAUGUAAAAUCUUACAAAAUUGCAUACAGUAAUGAUGGGAAGUCAUGGACAAUGUAUAAAGUAAAAGGCACAAAUGAAGAUAUGGUGUUUCGUGGAAACGUGGACAACAACACCCCGUAUGCUAACUCCUUCACCCCUCCAAUUAAGUCGCAGUACAUACGUCUGUAUCCUCAGGUGUGCAGAAGACACUGCACGUUGAGAAUGGAGCUUCUGGGCUGUGAACUGUCAGGUUGCUCUGAACCCCUGGGGAUGAAAUCUGGACAUAUACAGGACUACCAAAUUACUGCCUCCAGUGUUUUCCGUACACUCAACAUGGACAUGUUCACUUGGGAGCCCAGGAAAGCCCGGCUGGACAAGCAAGGCAAAGUUAAUGCCUGGACCUCGGGCCACAACGACCAGUCACAGUGGUUGCAGGUUGACCUCCUUGCUCCUACAAAAAUCACUGGCAUAAUUACCCAAGGAGCCAAAGAUUUUGGUCACGUCCAAUUUGUUGGGUCCUACAAGCUUGCUUACAGUAAUGAUGGGGAGCACUGGAUCAUAUACCAAGAUGAAAAACAAAAGAAGGAUAAGGUGUUCCAGGGGAAUUUUGACAACGACACGCACCGUAAGAACGUCAUCGACCCUCCAAUCUACGCCCGGCACAUCCGCAUCCUCCCGUGGUCAUGGUACGGCAGGAUCACCCUGCGGUCGGAGCUGCUGGGCUGCGCCGUGGAGGACUGAGGCCGACCUCCGUCGCAGCUCUCGGUAUAGCCACAAGUCCCUCCGUAGAAGAAACUGUGCAAAGCCUGUAGGAUGCUGAGUGGGUUUUUCAUGAACAAGUGCUCAUUUUAUGGUAGGCCGCUAACUGUCUUUCGCAAGGAGGUCUAAGCCUGCCCUUUAAAUGAUCCCAAUCCGAUUUUGUCCUUGAAAUCUGUUAGUGUUGUCCCUUCUGCUGUGGAAUUAUCUUUCUAGUUUUCCUUUGAGUUGUUCACACUAGUUGAAACGUGUUAGGGAAAAACGGCAGCAUCCUUUUUACAAGGGAAGAGAAAUAGCAUGACAAAGCUCAUUUGCAGCUUUAGAAACAUUGGGCUGACGAGUUCUCCAUAAAUCAUACUGUCAUCUUACUUGCAAAAAGUGAUACUGCAGCUUUUAGCAAUAAGUUUUCUUGGGGAUGACUGCAUUAUAGUAAUUGUGCCUAUCAAACACUGUCAGUAUUUAUGACAUAUAUUUUGGAAGAUACUCUGUGGUACUGUAAAAGGCAGUACCUGUGAUAUUACAAGCUACCUUUCAUCACUUUUCAUCUGAACAGCAGAGUCCAUGCAACUAAAGGGUUUUCCUGACUAACCCCAUUUUCCUUCUCUAUUUUGCAUGCUGUAGACAUGACCUCCAUCUUUUCUGUUUAGUAUCACCACUGAUGUUAUUUUCCUUGAAAGAGGUGACCUGUUUGCAUAUGGAACAAAAUCUGCUUUCAGUAUAUUAUGAAGUUAAUGAAUUUGCCAAAGUUUAUUAAUUCUGCUCAAGAUGCGCUCUUUCAAGGAGGCUGAGAUGAGAUGCCAGGCUACUUGUGGUAUCCCAUCGUAAGUACCCACGUAGGUAAAGGCAAACAGCGCAUCAGAAAUCCUGAACCCAUUUUGUGACUUGCCCAGGGGUGAGCGCACAACCCUAGGUGGAGCUGCCUGCCCAAUUACUGAUCCCAGAAACCUCCUCAAUUCCUGUUAUGGGGUAAAUGUGGGGUGCAGGAAUCGGGUGCUAAGAAACACACAGGAGGAAUGACUCCCUUACUGCCAGGAGACCCUCUCAGUAGGCUCUUAUGGUGGUGCUCACAGCCUUCUUCCUGGGCAUGAAGGCAAGAGGUGAUGUAGGAGUUCAUCAAAGCUGGGCCCUUGCUGCCUUCUGCUCCUAACUAUGCCUUUUCAGACAUACGCCAGUGAGCCACGAGGAGACUCAUUUUUAUCAUGCCCCAUCUACGGAAAUGAUUCAUACACACUAUGCUGUUUUAACAACACAACAGCCAGCAAGGACCCCAGUUUAAAACGUAGGUUUUAGGAGGAAAAGUGAAGCAGUAGAGGGCACAUCCUCUCCUGUGCCUCUGUUUCUGAUGAUGAUGGAGGUAAUGGUACCAACCUUUGUAGAGCACUCCGAGUUUCCUUGGAAUAAAUGAGUCUAUGACUAUGCUAGAGUAGCACCUAAGUCUAAAAAAAGCCCAGGACAAGGAGCGAGGGGACGGUUUACCUGUCACCUGAAAUAACAGCAUUUGGGAUUACUGCACCCUUUUAAUUUCAUAACAUGCUGAUGUGGAGAGAGAUAGAUAGGUAUAUACAGCUGCAUGCUUUAGCAAAUGUUACUGAACUUACUUCUUUGUCACCGUUACAGUCUUAUCAAAACUCUGAAGUAGGAACCUGGGCACUGCUUCCCAGGCAAACAGCUAGCUGGCCCACAGUCUGCAAAGGGCAGAGUUUACUUUGGAAACAAAAUGGUUUGGAUUUCAACAACCUGCAUUUAAUCACACAUUCUCCACCACAGACAAAAUAUAUUAUCCAUUGAACUGUGAAAGACUCUAGAAUAGCAGCCAGGAAUUUUACAUACAUUAAUUGGGGAUAUAUUGGUGGCGGUUUUCUGAUAGUGUCACUUAAACUGUCACAUUUUAACUAAAAGAACACCCUGCCUCUAUAAAAUGACUUAAUCCUUAAACUGUAUUUAUACAAGUAUUUAUUUUAUAAGGCUUAGACAUUUAAAGACUUCUAAAGAAGAGUCUUGUAAAGGUAAAAGUAUGUGUAAGAAAUGUUAGGUCCUGUGCAACACUGCUAAGUUUGUUCUUUAUUUUUUACUUUGUGCUGCAUAACAAAAGCCACUAGACUGUUACUGUCUUGUCUGUAACUGUGUUAACAGCAUUCCUUAAUGAUGUAUAUAUGGAGUGGUCUUCAAGCAUAGUGAGCAAUUUUAAAGAGGAAGUCAAUCAUGAUGGUACUUUAAAAGAGAUUAAAAAAUCUGAAUAAUGGAGGACAAGUUUAUUCCCAAAUUAUCUGCUGCCCAUGUUUUGCACUUUAGGCUUUACAAAAAAAAAAAAAAAAAAAAAAAAAAAAAAUCAAAAAAAUAUUUUAGGGG
Molecule: messenger RNA, 3963 nt
Organism: Calidris pugnax (ruff)
Lineage: Eukaryota; Metazoa; Chordata; Aves; Charadriiformes; Scolopacidae
Gene: EDIL3
Product: EGF-like repeats and discoidin I-like domains 3
Exons: 11
Coding region: 1-1599 (532 amino acids)
Molecular function (GO): calcium ion binding
Source: RefSeq, a predicted model, not a curated record